This is a messenger RNA of Cordyceps militaris CM01, 1050 nucleotides long. RefSeq lists its product as uncharacterized. The coding region runs from base 1 to 1050 and encodes 349 amino acids. The transcript is spliced from 2 exons. NCBI's taxonomy places the organism in Eukaryota, Fungi, Ascomycota, Sordariomycetes, Hypocreales, Cordycipitaceae. The record is from RefSeq and is a predicted model, not a curated record.
AUGGCUUCCAGAAAGGGCAAAGGGCUUGCCGCCGCUUCGCAAGUCUGGUUCUUCUUGAACGAGACCAUGGCGAGCUCCUCGUUUACCCAGAAAGUCCUCUCACUACAAGAGGUCAAAACAUACAGCAUGAGUCUGAAAACCUGCCUGGACCUCUCCGGAGGAGUGGGCAAUGUCAAGGACUACGCUUUUUACAUACACUCGGAGAGCAUGGCAUCGGCCGUUCGGAUGCUGAGCGACGAAAGUAUCAUUGCGACAUACAACCUCUACUGCCCAAAGGACAGUGUCGUGACAAUCAUUGUUCGUCGAGCCAGCGACCCCUCUCCCAAUACUUCUUGUACCCCGUCGCAUAACAACUCCCUCGCUUCACGAAAAAGCGCGUCCAAGAGCCGUGGAGUCAUUGCUCCAGAACUUUUUAUUCACCCCCGAGUCCGACAUGCAUCUGGCAGUAUAGACAUGACUACUUUGGAAAAGAUUGACGACGAAGAAAACAUGGUCUCUAUUGCUGUGGACGAUCAAGUCAUGACUUUCACAGCCGACUAUCUUCUCGGCUGGAUUGAGUCUCAACUCCUGGAUUUGAAGCACCCUACCCGCAUCACAGUCUGUUCUAUUGCGCCAGAUGGUUCUCAGCAAAGCGUUCUACUGUCGGCUAGCAUCUGGCAGCGACACUUGCUUCGCGGCUCGGGCAAGGAACCCUUUACCAGGAUUUGGGAAGCCUUCACCAUCGCCGAAGCCCAAAGAGAAGAAAUUCUCUCAGAUAUCACGUCUAGAGAUGAUAGCUUUCACAAAAACUGCCAUGACUUCAUCUACGACCUGAGAAACUAUGGCAAUAACAAGUCGUCUCGCAGCCGCUUGGAAAGCAACGGCCACCAGUUCUACAUCGGCGAGCCUUACUUUCGCACUGCGAUUCGUGACAAGCUUCUCCAGCUCCCGACAUUCCGAGGGAAUCUGGAGACGAGUUUGAAAAGCUUGGAGGCCAAACGCGCCGACAGCACUAUUUGCGCGUCGCAUGACUUGUCUCCCAUCUUUGAGGCUGCUCUUGGUGUCUCCUAG